Molecule: messenger RNA, 8335 nt
Organism: Cavia porcellus (domestic guinea pig)
Lineage: Eukaryota; Metazoa; Chordata; Mammalia; Rodentia; Caviidae
Gene: Col5a3
Product: collagen type V alpha 3 chain
Exons: 67
Coding region: 119-5389 (1756 amino acids)
Biological process (GO): extracellular matrix organization
Cellular component (GO): collagen type IV trimer; collagen type XI trimer
Molecular function (GO): extracellular matrix structural constituent conferring tensile strength
Source: RefSeq, a predicted model, not a curated record
UCAUUCUGCGCCGCUGCCCGCUGCAGCCGGCCGCCCCUGCGCCGCGCUGUGGAGCCGCGAGUCGCCGCGCCCCGCAACCGCCCUGUGCGGUGGCCCGGGUUGCAGACCGGCCCGCCGGAUGGGGAGCUGCCGGGGCCUGCGCCAGCCUCGGGCCGGCCUCUGCCUGCUGCUGGCCGCCCUGCAGCUGCUGCCCAGGACGCAGGCCGGAGACCCCGUGGAUGUCCUCGAGGUCCUGGGCGUGCGUGGGGGCCACGCGGGGCUCCCCGAGGGGCCUGGCUUGUGUCCCCAGCGGGCUCCCGAGGGUGACCGGGCAUUCAGAGUGGGCAAGGCCAGCGCGCCCGGCGCCCCCACGUGGGAGCUCUUCCCAGAUGGACACUUUCCUGUCAACUUCUCGGUGCUGGCCACCCUGCGGGCCCAGCCGGCCGACCGCUCCGUCCUCCUGUCCGUCUAUGACGAGACGGGCACCCGGCAGCUGGCACUGGCGCUGGCACCCACCCCGGGGCUCCUGGGUGCCACCUUCGGGCCCCCGCCCCAGCAGCCCGGCCUCGCGGAUGGCAGGUGGCAUCGCCUGGCGGUCAGCGUGGACGGUGACACGGUGACGCUGGUGGCCGACUGUGAGCCUCGGCCUGCCGGGUCCAGCCGGGGACCUCGGUCGGUCAGCACGGCCGGCCUGACCAUGCUGGGCACUCUGGACCCCGAGGAGGAGGCCUUCAAGGGAGACGUCCAGCAGCUGCUCAUCAGUCCCGACCCCCGGGCCGCCUUCCGGGCCUGUGACGGGCUCCUACCCGGCUGUGACACCCCGAGCCCCACACCCGCGGGGCCCCCGCAGGGUGACCCCGAGAGUCCUCCUCCUCCGCGACGCAAGGGCAAAGGUCAAGGCAAGAAAAAAGGCCGGGGUCGCAAGGGGAGAGGCAGGAAGCGCAAGAGCGGGGGACCCCCGGCCCCCAGCCCCGCCCCCGGGGCCCCGGGCAGCCAGGCCACCACCUUCGCCCCCCAGCCCGGGUCGCCGGUUCCGAACCCACCUGCGACUCCCACGCUUGCGACUCCCACGACCGUAGCCCUGGCCUCCCCAGUGACCUGGGCAGUGACUCUUGGCCAGGACGGCGCCUCCCCAGAGGAGGCGCCAGAAUCUCAAGAUGGAACCCGGCUCAGUCUCCAGGACACGGACGCCGCCGGGGAGGAGGAGGAGGAGAGCGAAGGAGGGGGCUCCACUAUCGACCCCAAAUUCCGGGCAGCAGAACAACCUUUCCAGACUGAGUUCCAGAUCUUCCCCGGUGCUGCAGAGAAGGGGGCGAAGGGGGAACCCGCAGUCAUUGAACAGGGCUGGAAGUUUGAGGGGCCUCCAGGAGCCCGGGGACCCCCGGGGGUGGCUGGGCCCCUGGGCCCCCCGGGGCCCCCAGGAUUCCCAGGGGACCGCGGUCCACCGGGUCCCGCCGGCCGCCCCGGAAUCCCGGGCAUGGACGGAGUCCGCGGGGUCCCCGGCACGGUGCUGCUGAUGCCGUUCCACUCCGCAGGCAGCUCCCUGAAGGGCCCCCCAGUGUCCUUCCAGCAGGCCCAGGCCCAGGCGGUGCUGCAGCAGGCGCAGCUCUCCAUGAAGGGCCCCCCUGGCCCGGUGGGGCUCACUGGGCGACCAGGGCCCGAGGGUCUCCCCGGAUACCCCGGUCUGAAAGGAGAAGCCGGAGAAAUGGGGCCGCAGGGUCCCCGGGGGCUGCAGGGACCUCCCGGGCCUCCUGGCAGAGAGGGGAAAAGGGGCCGCUCUGGAGCAGACGGGGCUCGGGGGCUCCCCGGAGACACAGGACCCAAGGGCGACCGGGGCUUCGACGGCCUCCCAGGGCUGCCCGGAGAGAAGGGCCAGAGGGGUGACUUCGGCCCCGUGGGGCAACCCGGUCCCCCAGGAGAGGAUGGUGGCAAAGGAGCAGAGGGGCCCCCCGGGCCCACCGGCCAGGCUGGGGAGCCGGGCCCCCGAGGUCUGAUCGGCCCCCGAGGCUCCCCCGGCCCCCUGGGACGCCCGGGCGUUACCGGCAGUGAUGGGGCGCCUGGAGCCAAAGGCAACGUGGGUCCACCUGGAGAGCCAGGGCCGCCCGGACAGCAGGGAAACCACGGGGCCCAGGGAAUCCCGGGACCCCAGGGACCCAUCGGCACCCCCGGGGAGAAGGGGCCCCCCGGAAACCCGGGCAUCCCGGGCCCCCCAGGAGCUGACGGCCCUCUGGGUCACCCAGGCCCCGAGGGCCCCACGGGAGAGAAAGGGGCCCAGGGGCCCCCAGGCUCAGCAGGGCCCCCGGGCUACCCCGGACCCCGCGGUGUGAAGGGUACCUCAGGCCAUCGAGGCCUCCAAGGAGAAAAAGGGGAGACGGGAGUGGACGGCUUCCCUGGCUUCAAGGGCGAUAUGGGCCCCAAAGGCGACUGGGGCCAGCCAGGACCUCCCGGAGCCCGCGGAGAGGACGGUCCCGAGGGGCUGAAGGGACCCGAGGGGCUGCCAGGCGAGGAGGGGUCCCCGGGCGCAGCCGGCGAGAAGGGCAAUCUUGGGGUACCCGGUCUCCCAGGAUACCCAGGCCGCCCGGGGCCUAAGGGAUCUACGGGAUUCCCCGGGGCCUUAGGGCCACUGGGAGAGAAAGGAAGGCGGGGCAAGGCCGGCCAGCAGGGCCAGGACGGAGAGCGCGGCCCGCCCGGCGCCCGUGGAGAGAGGGGCCAGCCGGGGGCCACGGGACAGCCAGGCCCCAAGGGUGAUGUGGGCCAGGAUGGGUCCCCAGGAGUCCCUGGAGAAAAGGGUCUCCCGGGAUUGCAAGGCCCCCCCGGAUUCCCUGGGUCAAAGGGCCCCCCUGGUCCCCAAGGCAAAGAUGGGGUACCGGGGCACCCCGGACAGAGAGGAGAGUUGGGCUUCCAAGGUCAGACAGGCCCACCUGGACCCGCGGGUGUCUUGGGCCCUCAGGGAAAGAUAGGAGAUUCGGGGGCCCCGGGUGAGAGGGGGCACCCUGGCCCCCCCGGGCCUCCAGGCGAACACGGGCUACCGGGCCCGGAAGGCGGGGAGGGGGCCAAGGGAGAACCAGGACCCUUGGGGCCUGCCGGGAAGGAGGGCCCGCUGGGGCUGAGGGGCCUGCCCGGCCCCAAAGGAGCUCCCGGGGACCCUGGACCCCCUGGAUUGAAGGGUGACAAAGGGCCCCCGGGUCCUGUGGGGGCCAAUGGCUCCCCCGGUGAGCGGGGUCCCCUGGGCCCAUCAGGUGGCAUUGGGCUUCCUGGCCAGAGUGGCGGCCAAGGCCCCGUGGGUCCUGCAGGCGAGAAGGGGGCCCCGGGAGAACGCGGUGCCCCGGGCCCCACCGGAAAGGACGGGGUCCCGGGUCCCCUGGGGCCUCAGGGCCCCCCUGGAGCAGCCGGACCUGUGGGCGAGGACGGGGACAAGGGGGAGGUGGGCCACCCGGGCCACAAGGGCAGCAAAGGCGACAAGGGAGAUGCGGGCCCACCCGGACCCACGGGCCUGAGGGGUCUCGCGGGACACCCAGGACCCGCGGGAGCUGAUGGAACUCAGGGACGCCGCGGACCCCCAGGCCUCUUUGGGCAAAAAGGCGACGACGGAGUCCGAGGCUUCACGGGGGUGAACGGCCCCCCAGGCCCUCAAGGGCUGCCAGGACCCCCUGGAGAAAAAGGGGAGGUCGGAGACGUGGGCUCCAUGGGUCCGCAUGGAGCACCAGGUCCUCGGGGUCCCCAUGGCCCCAGCGGGUCAGAGGGUCCACCGGGGCUUCCUGGCGGUGUCGGUCAGCCUGGUGCGGUGGGAGAGAAGGGAGAGCCAGGAGAUGCCGGGGACCCAGGACCUCCGGGACCCCCAGGAAUUCAGGGACCCAAAGGUGAAGUUGGUGAAAAGGGCGACUCAGGUCCAUCUGGUGCUGCUGGACCGCCGGGCAAGAAAGGUCCUCCUGGAGAGGAUGGACCCAAGGGGCACAUGGGCCUCAUGGGGAUGCCUGGAGAUCUAGGGCCCCCGGGAGACCCUGGGCCUCCAGGUAUGGAUGGCUCUCUGGGGACGAAGGGAGACCCCGGUGAUGUUGGGGCACCGGGGCCGCCUGGUGCUUCUGGGGAACCUGGUGCCCCGGGACCCCCUGGCAAGAGGGGUCCCUCAGGCCGUGUGGGUCGAGAAGGCCCAGAAGGGGAGAAGGGUGUCAAGGGGCAGCCAGGGCCGGACGGGCCCCCAGGGAGGACAGGGCCCCCGGGGGCGCAAGGGCCCCCUGGACGUGCCGGGCCCGAGGGCCUUCAGGGGAUCCCGGGCCCUGUGGGAGAACCGGGCCUCCUGGGCCCCCCGGGGCUGAUUGGCCCCCCAGGACCCCUGGGUCCGCCGGGCCUCCCAGGGCUGAAGGGAGAUGCUGGCCCGAAGGGGGAGAAGGGCCACCUGGGACUGCAGGGCCUCAUAGGCCCCCCUGGCGAGGCCGGGGAGAAAGGAGACCGGGGGCUUCCGGGCGUGCAGGGCCCCCGAGGCCCCCAGGGAGACCCCGGGUCCCGUGGUCCUGCGGGCUCUGCAGGGCCCCCCGGGUCCCCCGGCGUGGCGGGCCCCGUGGGACACAAAGGCUCCAAAGGGUCCCCGGGAUCCCUGGGUCCUCCCGGAGACACUGGACCCCCAGGACCUCCCGGCCCCCCUGGUCCCCCGGGCGAGCUCCGCGGGCUGCACAGACGCAGACGCCGCCGCGCGGUCCCGGAGGGCGGCCUGGAGGAGGUGCUGGCCUCGCUGGCCUCGCUGGGCUCCGAGCUGGAGCAGCUGCAGCGGCCGCCGGGCACCGCCGAGCGCCCGGGCCUGCUGUGCCGGGAGCUGCACCGCCAUCACCCGCAGCUGCCCGACGGCGAUUACUGGAUCGACCCGAACCAGGGCUGCGCGCGGGAUGCGAUCAGGGUUUUCUGCAACUUCACGGCCGGAGGCCAGACCUGUCUGUACCCAGACAAGAGGUUUGAGACGGUGAAGCUGGCGUCCUGGUCCAAGGAGAAGCCCGGAAGCUGGUACAGCACCUUCCGGCGGGGGAAGAAGUUCUUCUACGUGGACGCCGAUGGGGCCCCGGUCAGCGUGGUCCAGCUGAACUUCCUCAAACUGCUGAGCGCCUCGGCCGAGCAGCGGUUCACGUUCUCCUGCCAGAACGCGGCCGCCUGGCUGGACGAGGCCGCGGGUGACCACGGCCGCUCGGUCCGAUUCCUGGGGACCAACGGCGAGGAGGUGUCUUUCAACCAGACGGCGGCGGCCACCAUCGAGGUCCCGCACGACGGCUGCCGGCUCCGCAAGGGCCAGGCGAAGACCGUCCUGCAGCUGCGGUCCUCCCGGCCCGGCUUCCUGCCGCUGCUGGACGUGGCGGCCUCGGACUUCGGCCAGGCGAACCAGAAGUUCGGGUUUGAGCUGGGCCCCGUCUGCUUCAGCAGCUGAGUGCCCAGGGGUGCGGACGAUGGUGAAGGAGCCCCGUGCGGGCACAUCUGGUGCUGAGGCUCGAAGCGGCCUAUCCAUCAUCUCCUGGGACCCCGCAGCCCGGCGAUGGACGCUGUGUGUCACCGUCCCGUGCUGUCCUUCGUCCCCUCGGAGGGAUGGCGGGACAGGGACUCCCCACGCGGCCCCCGGGGCCCGGCUCUGGGCGCCAUCGCUGUGCCAGGCCCUUCCUGUCCCCUCCCGUGCCCUCCCAGAGCCCCCACGCCAUGAGCUUCUAACUCCGCGCCACCCGCCGCACCCUGGGGUGCCACCCUGACCCCUAUAGUUAAGCACUGGAUGUCCGUUGGCGCCAAGCUGGGGCCCCCGCUCACCCCGUUCCCAGGUGGGACCUCGGGGAAGGGCCCGAGUGUGUCUCCGCACCCCCAGCUCCCCUUAGCCGCCCCCCAGAUCCCGAGCUCACCUUGCUAUGCCAGGUGUCGGACCAGGACGGUGGCGGUGACCCCGGACCCUAAUGGUGCUGUCCCAUUUAUCCCCGGGUCUGCAGGGAAGGGGGAGCCCCUCUGUUGUGUAUUUAAUCUGCUUCCUCCUUAGGGAGGGCUGAGACGGGAGACAGAUUCAGCACCCGCUUUCCCCCGUUCACCAGGCCUUAGGGCAAAAUUGGCAUCUCAAGUCAGAGUAAACCAGUGAACUGUGUCCCCGUCUCUCUCUCUCUCUCUCUCUCUGUCUUGUCUUUGCAGGCCUGGAGGUUAAACCCAGGGCCUUUGCACUGAGCACACUCUCAGCCCUUCUUUAUUUCUUAUUUUGAGGCAGGAUUUCACUAGUUCACUAGAUUACCUAACCUGGGUUCGAAGUCGAGACCCUCCUGCCUCAGCUUCUCAGAGUGCUGAGACUGCAGGCAUGUGCCACCAUGCCCAGCUUCUGUGUUAAAUAGUCAGGAAUCCGUGGCUGGCUUUGCCCUAGCUGCUGGAUUAAGAGGUCACCAUCAAGGCAGGCAUCAUGGCAAAGGCCAGUAAUCUUAGCACUCUGGAAGGCCGAGGCAGGACGUUCAAAAGUUUGAGACAAACCAUCUUGGACAACUCAGCAGCUUGGUGCGACCCUGUCUCAAAAAGUAAAAAGAGGUCUGGGAUGUGACUCAGUGCAAAGGCCCUGCGGUCAGUCCCCAGUACCGCAGAAGAACAAAAUGGAGUUUGAAAUUGGCUGUUGCACUGAAUUGCGUUAGGGUCGAUUUGAGACAUGGGGUUCUGUGGUGGGGGUGGCCUUGGCAUCGUAGGGUUCAGCCGAGCCUCAGUUAGGAUGAGGUUGGAUCUGGGGGUAACCUGAAUUGAGGGUUAGCUGCUGUGCUGGGGUUUUAAUAGCAGGUUUAUUAUGAUAUAAUUCACAUGCGUGUCAUGCGAUGUAUAAUUAAAUGGGUUUUAGUGUAUUCAAACUUGUGUAACCAUCGCCACAUCGUUGACUAAUUUCAUCAUGCCCCGAAGAAAUCCCAGGGCCAGAGCAACUGUUUCUCUUUCUUGCCAACUCCCAGCCCCGGGCAGCCAGUUACCUGUUUCCUGGCAUAGAUUUGUCUCUGCGGGGCUUUUGUGAGGCGAAUCAGGUAACUCGUGGCCUUUUGUGUGGUUGUUUUCACGUGGUUCAUUUUGUGGCAGGCAUCGGCAUUUCGCUGGGUUUUAAUUCCUUUUCUCUCCCUACGACUUGGGGUGGAACCCAGGGGCUUUACCUGAGCUCUGUCCCCAGCUUUUUUGAUUUUUUAUUGUAAGUCUGGGUUUCAGGGAGUCGCUCAGUUAACCCAGGCUGAGUUUGAGCUUGUGAUCCUCCUGCCUCAGCCUCCCAGAGUGCCGGGAUUACAAGGGUGCUUUUUGAUUGUCAGUCAAGCUUCCUUUUGUUUCUUGUAAUCCACUUACUGGAGGACAGACGGUGGACACUGUUAGGUGGAGAUUCGUUAGUGGUACAGAGGACUGGGGUGAGUGGAGCUGGAAGACAGGAUCAGGUGGGUAGAGGUUUUGGGGAGUUUCAGAGCUUGGCAGGUGUAGGGGUGCGUGCUUGUCAUUCAGGAAUUGGGAGGCUGAAGCAGGAAGAUGGCUGAGUUCAAGGCCACCCUGGACUACAUAGUGAAUUUCAGGCCAGGUUGGGCUACACAGAGAGACCCUGUCCCAAGGAAACAAACAGAUAAAACCCAGAGCAAUUUCCCCGAGGCCGUCUGAAUUCAUGUCCUGGGUUCCCUCAUUCAUUCAGUCAAUGAAUGCUGACUAGGAAGACGGAUGGUGUCCCAGGCCAGAUGAGCAGUGCACCCCUUCAAUCCGCCCUCUCCUUGGUUCAUUCACUCAGUUCUGGGGAGUUCUCCAUGCUAAAUGCCGACAGUGGGUGCCUCUCUUCAGGGUGUCACUCCUGAGGGAAACGCAGUACACAGAUUAGUGGCUGCUCCAGCGCUGAAAAACAUGGUGACUGUUCACGUGUUUAAAAAUUACGUCCGCCAAAGGCACAGUUCGUGGGUCUCCCCUUGAAGUCCCCUCCCCUGCCUCAAGGGCGCUUGUCUCCUCCUUCCCGCGCUUUGUGGAUCAUUCUGGAGUCCUUCACAGUGUCUGUCCUUGCACUGUCCUGGCCGCUGCUUCGAUGUCCUGAAUCGCCUCAAAACAGUUACCUUUCCUGGUCAUUUUGGCUCAAGGGAGGACCCAGAACUCCUCCCACGGUGCUAGACCUCACCAAUGAGGUGCAUGAGGGCCCGCUGCAUGUUUUAAAGAGCAGUCUUUCCAUUGGAUGGCACUCCAGGCUAAUUAGCAUAUCUGUUGUUACACCCAAUAAGGGCGGUUCCCCUAAUCAGCCUUACCUCAGGAUUGCACAGGGAAGCGCGGGGACUAGCUCAGGGCUGAGCGCUCGCCUGUCAGGCGUGAGGCCGGGGUGGGAUCCCCAGCGCCAUAAAUAAAUAGAUCAAUAAAAUGUAUGUGGUGAUGUUAA